AUGCAUAAGCUCCGGGUACCAAUAUGCUAUAACGGGUACACAUAUUAUGUUACUGAUGGUGAAGCCGCUUUAAGCGCACCUAGGGACUUUCUCAUACCUCUGUGGGUGCUACCCAACACCCGAGAUUGGCAUCCUUCCCUAGGUAAGCACAAGUAUUACGCCGGGUCGAUCGUAAUCAAGCAGGGUAUCGUUAGCACAUCAGAAUAUCUCGUUUUGACGGACGAUAUAAUCCCGUCAAUUGAUUUAAGCGGUGGCUGA
Pyricularia oryzae 70-15 is the source of this 258-nucleotide messenger RNA. RefSeq lists its product as uncharacterized. Lineage: Eukaryota; Fungi; Ascomycota; Sordariomycetes; Magnaporthales; Pyriculariaceae. The coding region runs from base 1 to 258 and encodes 85 amino acids. The transcript has 3 exons. The record is from RefSeq and is a predicted model, not a curated record.